ACAGGAAGCGUAAAUGUUCAGAUGUGCGAGUCGAAUCAACUGGACGUUGUGUCAUUGGAUUUGUUGUUCGGAUGUAGCUUGGUUCUAAACUAGACAACGUUAGCCCCGUGAAAUAUGAAGAUCUGGCCAGAUUUAAAACCACCGAGAAGAAAUAAAGAAACAAAGAAAUGCCACGAGUCCUAAGGUUAACUUUACAUGCCUCAUUAGCUUGUUUUAUACAAAACAUGAUGGGGAGUUGCACAUCAACGUUAGCUCUUCCUUCUUCAGGACUGUGGCCACUACCAUGGGUCUGCUUAAGGUAAUGCUUUAGUGAGCUUGCUAACAUUACUCAACAUUAGCUACUGAAGUUUCUGUCUCGUAUGAAGUUGAAAGAGUGAGGAGAAAUGGAUGAUGUGGUCACUCUCAGUUCUGACAGUGAUAAAGACUCUGAUGUGGAAAUUAUCGGCUCCUUUUGUAACGUUAUGACCAAAGCGGAUCCACUGCCUCUGUCGGCUGUGCGAGUUGACGUUGAUUCCGUCAACGUCCCAACGCUUUAUAUUGACCUCACAAAUCCUAGAUGGACUCUUCCAGAGCUGAAGUUGCGCAAAAGACAAAAUUCCACUUCCUUGAAAGUGGUAGACUUGACUGAGACCAAUGUAGCAAAUGCGACAAAACAGAAGAUAGGGUAUUUGCCACCAGAUGUCUCUCAAAUGAAAAAAGAAAGUACAAAUAAAGAUGAAACUUCAAACUUACAAGAAAGCUCUUCAAGAGACCCAACUGUAUUUGAACUACAGCUGCAAUGUGGUAACUUCAAGCCAAAGAUGAGAAUUUUGGAUUCUCAAACACGACACCAAAAGCAGACAGAUAAAGCACAUCGUCGCACAGCAUUUGUAAAAUUAAGACGAUUGCCUUUUCUUGAAACUCUUGUCACAGAACAGAAAACAUCGAGGAGUUCUGUCGAUUUAAACAAAGAUUGUACAAACAUGUCACUCCACCACAGUCAACAAGACUAUGCUAUUGAAACACCAGAAUGCAAUAGUAAUUUAAGCAGAACUACCACACCAAAUGGUCCUCACAUGGAUCCCUCACUGGAUGAGUCUCCUCCUAGUGUGGUUGAAUCUCUUAUCAAACAGGACGGACAAGACAACAGUAAUGAAGAUACCAGCACACAGUUAAAUACUAAAAUAUCUCAGCAUCUACGGAGCCCAGCUGACUCUCCCUGCUCAGAUAAAUGGGUCUCUGUUGCAUUCUCAAAGGAGCACGGCACUCGUGAAGACAAAAGGGAUGACUUUACCUCAUCCCUGUUCAUCCCCUCUCCAACAUCCCCCUCUUCAUCUCAAGAUAAAGCAAAAGGUUCCUUACAAAGAGAAGUCUCCUGCUCCAAACUAGAACAACUGGAAUUAGAAAAAGCUAAUUCUAAGCAAAGCUAUCUCACUGAUCUCUCAUUCCCCCACUCUCCUUCCACUGGACCUAACCCUUCUGAGCCUUUUGACCGUGACUCUCCGUCCCACACAAGUCUCAUAUCUCAUAACCUUAUGAGCCAAGUCAACCCAACACCCACCUCUGAGCACACACUAGCUGGAAAUACGUCUGAAUGGCAACCGGAGGAUGCUAAGGCUGAUGAGGCCUCAAACAGCUCUGACUUCUUGCACUAUAGCAUCCCUAGUGGACCUUUUUUGUCAUUGUCAAAUGAGGACAUGGAUGACAGAUCUGGGGGUGGGACAUACAGAGGUGAUCUGGGCAUUGACAGUCCAGUGUCUUUUCUUUGGCAAGAGGGGAGUGAUGGAGACGAAGUGAACAAAGAAGGCAGAUUUGACAUGGACUUCAGGGCAGCCAGUAGAGACGACCGGCAGUUGGUGUGCCCAAUUACACUCAGGAAAAUAAUGUCUGGACCAGCUCAAGCCCUGCUUGAUGAGGAAGAUGAAGGUUUUGGAACUCCAGAGGUGCUGUGCCGUCAGAGCCUGAGCCUGGUUUACAGUACCAUUGAUGAAAACUACACAGAAGGCACCUUGCAGCUCUUGUCUGACCUGCUACAGCCUGGUUACUAUCCCCCCAGAGAUAUCACCAACCACCUGCUGCGUGGCGUUCUGCUCGACCCACAGUGUCCUUAUCACCUCUGCGUGCAGGCCUUUAAUCUGCUGAUGAGGACACAGAGACACCACACAGCUGAUAAAACUACAGUUCCAUGGGACUGGGAGUUGUUGACCUCUGUCACGGCCAAUCAGGACGAUAUAAAGAGGCGACGGAGUGAGGUUGUGCGUAUGCUCCUGGACUAUGUAGUGCAGACUUUGGAGGAUGACUUCCAGGCCAAACGCACCAUCUCUGACCUCCACCAGUCCAUCGCCAAGGCAACAUUGUCAUGUGAUCAGCAGUUCCCUCACGUCAGGGAGAUCAUCAAGUGGCUCUUUUCUGCCAUUAUGAAAUCAACAGAGCAUGGAGAGAGUAAAGAAGCAGCCAGAGAGAGGGAUGAACAAAUCAGAAUGGUGUCCAUCUUUCAGAGGAUGCUAUCCUUGGCUCUGGAGGUGGAUCGUUCUCCAGCUCUAAACUCUGCCAAGCUGUCCCAGGAGCUCUUCCAUAUGCUCAUCAGCAAUACACCUCUACGAGCACACAGGAUGUUGUUGCUGGAGAGCUUGCAGAGCAAACUGCUGAGAUGUAAGCUGUUGGAACAUCUGCUGGACUAUGCAUGCCCACAGAAAAUCUCUCUGCCCAUGUCGCUCAGUCUUCUGCUUCACUUUUUGAAGCACUGCACUCUGACACCAGACCCUUCGUGGCCAUUCAAUGCGAUCCAUGACUGUAUUCACCAGGAUGGUACUGCAGGGUGGCAGAGGUGGGAAGAGUUGGUCCAUCUUCUCUGGAUGUUGCUGCUCAGCUACAACAAGGCGAUGAAAGGCUAUCUGUGCAACUCAGUCUCAGAACAAAGAGGAAAAGUUGGCAACUUGGUCUACAGGCCGGAUGAUAUGGUAUCCCAGCUCGCCAUUCGUGAAGCCGUGGAGGCCUUUCUUUCCAGAUCCCAGGCGGACCUCGGCCAAGCCUUACCUCUCCACGUGGAAGAGUCACUCACUUAUCUACAGGAUCACCUGCUAGAUGUCUGUCAGUGUUGAAUUAAAAACGUGUUCUGCUCAGUUUCUUGGAUACAUUAUAAAGCAUUGGACUAAUUUAUUAUUUAUUUUUUUGUAUAAAUUGACUUGUUCAAUAUUUUUAAUCUAAAUAAAGGCCGUGCCUUGGUGGGUCUAUUGAAUUAAAACAUAUAUUGAA
This is a messenger RNA of Cottoperca gobio, 3234 nucleotides long. It is a transcript of the gene simc1, whose product is annotated as SUMO interacting motifs containing 1. Lineage: Eukaryota; Metazoa; Chordata; Actinopteri; Perciformes; Bovichtidae. The record is from RefSeq and is a predicted model, not a curated record. Gene Ontology annotation, molecular function: SUMO polymer binding. The coding region runs from base 384 to 3080 and encodes 898 amino acids. The transcript is spliced from 10 exons.